UUUCCUCUUUGUUUCUUGCCGGACAAACAAUAAUGUUGCACGGUCUGUCUCACAAACAUCCGCUGUAGACUGUGGGAUUAUGAAAGCAUGAUUCGGUUCCUCACCUUGUAACUGCGCCAGCGGCUCACAGCAGACAGAUGGCUCUGGUUGGAUGGCUUAUCUAGCUCCUCGGUUUGCAUCCACCCGCUUCCUCCUCCGAGGUGUGUCCACGUUCAGGCUCAUACACGCGGCUGGUAUGGAUGACAUGGGUCUGGCAGUGAGUCGGUCCCCACUGGAGCGGCUCGACUUCGACAACCUCGCCCUGAGGAAACUCCCCCUGGACCCCUCCGAGGAGCUGGGGGUGCGGCAGGUGAAGGGAGCGUGUUUCUCCCGGGUGAAGCCAGAUCCGCUGACCAAGCCUCGGUUCGUGGCGGUGUCUCAUGACGCCCUGGCUCUGCUGGGGCUCAGCGGGGAGGAGAUCAUGAACGACCCGCUCGGACCGGAGUAUCUGAGCGGGUCCAAAGUCAUGCCCGGAUCCGAGUCCGCUGCACACUGCUACUGCGGACACCAGUUCGGACAGUUCGCCGGGCAGCUGGGCGACGGAGCGGCCUGCUACCUCGGGGAGGUGAAGGUCCCGCCCGGGCAAGAUCCAGAACUGCUGGUGGAGAACCCGAGCGGCCGGUGGGAGAUCCAGGUGAAAGGAGCUGGGCUGACUCCUUAUUCCAGACAAGCUGAUGGGCGUAAGGUUCUGCGCUCCAGUAUCAGAGAGUUCCUCUGCAGUGAGGUCAUGUUCUUCCUCGGCAUCCCCACCACCCGAGCCGGCUCUGUGGUCACCUCUGACAGCCGGGUCAUACGUGACGUGUACUACAGCGGGCAUCCUCGCCACGAGAGGUGCUCUGUGGUUCUCCGUAUCGCCCCCACCUUCCUCAGGUUUGGAUCCUUUGAGAUCUUCAAGCAGGCCGAUGAGUACACGGGCCGUCAGGGUCCAAGCUACGGGCGGGAUGAGAUCAGAGGUCAGAUGAUGGAUUAUGUCAUCGAGACGUUUUACCCAGAGAUCCAGCAGAAUUACUCGGACCGGGUGGAGAGGAACGUGGCUUUCUUCAGAGAGGUGGUGCUGCGUACGGCUCGGCUUGUGGCUCAGUGGCAGUGUGUCGGCUUUUGUCAUGGAGUCCUGAACACGGACAACAUGAGCAUCCUGGGACUCACACUGGACUACGGUCCUUAUGGCUUCAUGGACAGGUUCGACCCCGACUUCAUCUGCAACGCCUCCGAUAACUCAGGCCGCUACUCAUACCAGGCCCAGCCGGCCAUCUGCAGGUGGAACCUGCUGAAGCUGGCGGAGGCCCUCGCUCCAGAGCUGCUGCCUGACAGAGCUGAGGCGGUGAUGGAUGAGUAUCUGGAUCUGUACAACGGCUUCUACCUGCAGAACAUGAGGAAAAAGCUGGGCCUGUUGAAGACGGACGAGCCUGAGGAUGAGCUCUUGAUCACAGAGCUGCUGCAGACCAUGCACAACACAGGUGCUGACUUCACCAACGCUUUCCGCAGCCUGAGUCAGAUUUCCUGUCCCACAGAGGGGGCUGGUGAUGAAGAGGGGGACCUGGUGAAGAAAGCCACAGAGCUCCUACUGCAGCAGUGCGCCUCCUUAGAGGAGCUCAAGGCUGCAAACAAACCCACCAUGGAUCCAAGAGAGCUGGCCAUGCUGCUCUCAAUGGCUCAGAGCAACCCCUCGCUGUUCCAGAUGAUCUCAGACCGGGCCACGAUAGCGAGGCAGCUAGAAAAACUCAGCAAACUGAAAGACCUGAUGGAGACGAGCGAGGAGGAGCUGAAAAGCAAACACUCAGAGGAGUGGAGCCGCUGGAUCACGCGGUACAGGAAGCGUCUGGCCCGGGAGCUGGAGGGACAGAGUGAUGUGCAGGCGGUGCAGGAGGAGAGAGUGAAGGUGAUGGACGGCACCAACCCUCGGGUGGUGCUCAGGAACUACAUCGCCCAAAAUGCAAUUGAGGCUGCAGAAAGCGGAGACUUCUCUGAGGUCCAGAGGGUCCUCAAGGUCCUGGAAAAACCCUUCUCUGCACAGCCAGGCCUGGAGCUCCCCUCCUGGACGGGCGGAGGCGGGGCAAGCGUGCAGGGAGAGAGGGAUGAAGGAGAGGAAGCGCAGCAGGAUGCUGCAUCUUCAUCCACAGCCAGAGAUCCUGUCCCUUACGACAGCAAGCCCCCCACCUGGGCCACUCAGAUCUGUGUCACAUGAUCUUCGUAAUAACUUCCCUGACUGUCUCCUGCCUAAAAGAAAAGAGAGUUUGUUCAUAUUUUGAUUCAUUUUUGUACUUUUUAUGUCUCUGAACAUCUCUCUGAAACUUUGGCAGGCAGCGUCAGGGAAGUUAACGCGAGGCAGGACACCCUGAAGUUAACAAGCUGCUACAAAACAGAUGGGGAAGGAGAUGAUUGGCUCCACUGACAACAAAUAUGAGGCUAAACGCUUUUUAAGAUGCAUGAAAAAGACCAAGCAGAGCUUUGAUUUGAUAUUUUCUGCCAUGACUCGACAAUCCUGCAAAGAACAGGAUGAUGCCGCGAGUAUGGUGAUGUCAUCCUGUGCACGAUGCAAUGAGAGAAAGUAAAAAAAGACUAAUGGAUUUUGUUCAGAGGAAUAUGUAUUUUUAGGAAGGAGCCGCUCAGCUUGUUCCCUGUUUGUUCUGUGAUUGGCUUUCAAUGAAGACUCAGACAACAAGUCAUAAAGUGACCUGUCUGACUCUGACACACAGCAGGGUGUCCACCUCAACAUAUACCAAAUAAUAGUGUGUGAGAGAGAGAGAGGAUUGUUUUUGUGAUUGCACUUGAUACAGUGAGCCGCAGUAGUAACACGCACAACAUUCACUCCUGUAGUAGUAACUUUUGCACCGUCAUAGCUCCAUGUUAUUGUCACAGUACAGGACUUACUCAUGUUUUUACCUGAUAAAAGUUGAUCACGAAUGAAAAAAGAACUGAGAUAGAUUCUGAGAGAAGCAGAGGAAUAAGGGGAAGUAUUGGGUUUUUUUUGGUUAUUUUAUUCAGGUCGCAGGUUUACGAGGGGAAGUUUAUCGUGCUUUGUGCCACAGAUGUGAUGCUGUCGAGCUUUAUAUUUAGAGAAAGGGAAAAAGAGAUGAACUGUAAUCCAUGAAUGAGUUGAAGCAUUGAUCAUUUGAUUUGUUUAAACCUGGAUUGAUUGGUUGGUUUUAUUAUUAAAAUGAGGAUUUUACGGCUGAGUUUUUCACACAAAGAAAGAAGGAAAAUUACAAAAUUUGGUCAUGUAGCAAGGUUUUAUUUUUAAAGAA
This is a messenger RNA of Notolabrus celidotus (New Zealand spotty), 3284 nucleotides long. RefSeq names its product selenoprotein O1 (gene selenoo1). NCBI's taxonomy places the organism in Eukaryota, Metazoa, Chordata, Actinopteri, Labriformes, Labridae. The transcript has 9 exons. The record is from RefSeq and is a predicted model, not a curated record.